ACGUUAGCGUUGACGGUAGGAGGAAGAAGGCGAUUCUGGAAGCCAUUCCGCUGCGCAAUCCUACAAAAACCUACUACUUUUGCGUACGCUACGCACGUUUAUUGCUUUUUAAAGCGACAAAUUCCCAGCGAAAUGGCAUCGCAGGCCAAAAAGAGAAAGAUGAAUUUCUCGGAGAGGGAGGUCGAAAUCAUAGUGGAGGAAAUGGAGAAACAAAAGCACAUUCUCGUUAACCACUUCAACGCCGGCGUCACGCACGUGGCCAAGAACGGCGCGUGGCUGGAGAUCCUGAAGCGCGUGAACGCCGUGACCACGUGCCAGCGCGAGCUGGCCGAGGUGAAGAAGAAGUGGUCGGACCUGAAGACCGAGGUGCGCCGCAAGGUGGCGCAGGCGCGCGCCGCCAUGGAGGGCGCGGCCGACUGCGCCUCGGUGCCCGUCAUCCUCACCUCCAUGCAGCAGAGGAUCUGCAACCUGCUGGGGGAGGCCACCAUCAUCAGCCUGCCCGCGGGCGACGGCGGCGCGGAGAUCGCCGUGCCCGUGGCCGUGCCGAUGAGCUCGGCGGCCACGGUGACGCUGACGCAGAACAUUCAGACAGUUUCUGCUGCAGCUUGUGAAGUCCAGAAAACCCUGGAAGCAGAGACCACAUACCACACGUUGGAGGAGGGUGUGGUGGAGUACUGCACCACGGAGACCCCCGUGACCGUGACGGCAGAGGCGCCGGUAGAGAUGCUGUCCUCGCAGGCCGAGUGCUCCAUGAAGCCGCAGGAGCUGAAGAGCCGCAUCGCCCUCAACUCGGCGAAGCUGCUGCAGGAGCAGCGUGUGACCAACCUGCACGUACGUGAGAUCGCCCAGCACCUGGAGAACCAGAACGACCUGCUGCAGAUGAUUCGCCGCUCGCAGGAGGCCCAGGCGUGUGCCCAGGAGAGGCAGGCCCAGGCACUGGAGGGCAUGCAGGCCGCCCUCAUCGCCCUCCUCCAGAUGUUCCGGCCGGCGCUCAAGGACUUUCGCAAGUUCGUGCAGAGCAACACCAAUAACUCUGCUGUAGGACCUGUGACAGAAGGCAGCGACCCAAAGCUCAACCCACCCCAGCAAGCAGAGGAUGUACAAUAA
Scleropages formosus (Asian bonytongue) is the source of this 1107-nucleotide messenger RNA. RefSeq names its product nuclear apoptosis inducing factor 1 (gene naif1). The transcript is spliced from 3 exons. The record is from RefSeq and is a predicted model, not a curated record. Gene Ontology annotation, cellular component: nucleus. NCBI's taxonomy places the organism in Eukaryota, Metazoa, Chordata, Actinopteri, Osteoglossiformes, Osteoglossidae. The coding region runs from base 133 to 1107 and encodes 324 amino acids.